Messenger RNA from Fraxinus pennsylvanica, 1338 nucleotides. The record is from the annotation of a GenBank genome assembly. NCBI's taxonomy places the organism in Eukaryota, Viridiplantae, Streptophyta, Magnoliopsida, Lamiales, Oleaceae.
AUGCUAACCAGCUUAUUAUCCUCUUCUUCCUCAUACACUCUUGUUAGAUUGAUUAAUUCAAAGACACCUAUCUCAGAUUUUUCUUUAAAAACUGCACCCCAAUUGUCAAAAUCAGUAUCUCAUUCAGUUUCUGGCGGUUCAUACUCCAAUUUUCACUCCAAGAACCCAUUUUUGUCCAAUAAUAGUGUGAGGGAAAGGUUUAGGACAAAGGCCAUUGCUGGGCUGGAUUUUGGUGGGUUUGAGAGUGCUCAAUCAGUUCUUGAAGCAGCUGGAGUUUUAACUGCUAUCAUUGUUGUACAUGAAAGUGGUCAUUUUUUGGCAGCUUAUCUUCAGGGCAUCCACGUGAGUAAAUUUGCAGUUGGGUUUGGUCCGAUCUUAGCAAAAUUUAAUGCAAACAAUGUAGAGUAUUCGAUUAGAGCAUUUCCUCUAGGUGGUUUUGUGGGUUUCCCUGAUAAUGAUCCUGAUAGUGAUAUUCCAGCGGAUGAUGUGAACUUACUGAAAAAUAGACCAAUAUUUGAUAGGGUUCUUGUUAUUUCUGCUGGUGUAAUUGCUAAUAUUAUCUUUGCCUAUGUUAUAAUCUACGCACAAGUGUUGUCUGUUGGAUUGCCUGUUCAAGAGGCCUUUCCUGGGGUACUUGUGCCUGAGGUUAGGCCUUAUUUGGCUGCUUCGCGGGAUGGGGUACUGCCUGGUGAUGUUAUUUUAUCUGUCAAUGAUAUUGAAUUGUCAAAAACAGGUCCUAAUUUAGUUUCUGAAGUUGUUGAUGUUAUUAAGAGAAGUCCUGGAAGAAAUAUAUUGUUUAAGAUUGGAAGGGGACAGCAAAAUGUUGAGAUUUAUGUCACCCCUGAUGAGAAUUCAGAUGGAACUGGUAGGAUAGGAGUUCAAUUAUCACCAAAUAUUAAGAUUUCGAAGAUUAAACCAAAGAAUAUUAUGGAAGCUUUUAGUUACUCGGGACGUGAAUUUUGGGGCUUGACGUCGAAUGUCCUGGACAGUUUGAAACAGACAUUCUUAAAUUUCUCUCAAUCUGCCAGUAAGGUUUCGGGUCCUGUUGCCAUUAUAGCCGUUGGUGCAGAAGUUGCUAAGUCAAACAUUGAUGGCCUUUUCCAAUUUGCAGCUGUUUUAAAUCUUAAUCUUGCAGUAAUAAAUCUUCUUCCUCUGCCUGCUUUAGACGGGGGCUCGUUGGCAUUGAUCCUCAUAGAAGCAGUAAGAGGUGGGAGAAAGCUUCCAUUAGAAUUAGAGCAGCAGAUUAUGUCAUCUGGCAUUAUGCUUGUUUUAGUUCUCGGGGUGUUCCUUCUUGUUCGUGACACAUUAAACCUUGAGUUCAUCAAAGAUUUAUUAUGA